This is a messenger RNA of Naegleria fowleri, 273 nucleotides long. RefSeq lists its product as uncharacterized. Lineage: Eukaryota; Heterolobosea; Eutetramitea; Acrasida; Naegleriidae. Bases 1 to 273 code for a protein of 90 amino acids. The transcript has a single exon. The record is from RefSeq and is a predicted model, not a curated record.
AUGAAUCUUUCGGCAUUCAACAACAACAGUAAAUUCUCCAUCCUUUCUCUUUAUCGGAACUUGCUCCGAAAUAUGAAGUAUUAUCCCAGUGUUCGGAAAGAAGGAAUGAUACAAGCCAUACGAGAAGAAUUCCGAGCUUACAAGCACGAAAAGGAUCCAAAGAAAAUUGAAAUGAAAAUUGGUGAAGCCAGAGGAGGAUUGGAACGAUUGAAAGCCUAUGCAGAAAUGAGUAAAGCACAAAACAAGGGAGGAAGGUCGACCUUUUCAGUUUAA